Molecule: messenger RNA, 297 nt
Organism: Acaulospora morrowiae
Lineage: Eukaryota; Fungi; Glomeromycota; Glomeromycetes; Diversisporales; Acaulosporaceae
Source: the annotation of a GenBank genome assembly
AGACUAAGGUAAGUACACCCGAUAAUAAGGAUGAUGACGAGUUCUGUUUCUCUGACCCAGAUUGUUUCUUUGAUGGUGAUGAUGUUAUCGCAUCUGAACCCCCUGAGAAUGCUAAUGCAUCUGUCGACUCCUCCAGUAACAACGAAGAUGAAAAUGGCGUGGACCAGCUUCUAACUGAAAAUAUCUUUGAUAAUUCGGAAGAUGAAAGAAUUUUCAACGAAGCAUUUGACGCUAAUGCAUCUGACUAUGAAUGCGAUUUUGAAGAUGUCUACGAUAACGACGAAGAUGAUUCACAGA